Necator americanus (New World hookworm) is the source of this 420-nucleotide messenger RNA. RefSeq lists its product as uncharacterized. Lineage: Eukaryota; Metazoa; Nematoda; Chromadorea; Rhabditida; Ancylostomatidae. The record is from RefSeq and is a predicted model, not a curated record. The transcript has 4 exons. The coding region runs from base 1 to 420 and encodes 139 amino acids.
AUGCCGAAAGUAGCCACGGCGGAACCUCCUACCGACUGCGCCACACCGCCCCCAGGAGCGGAGAUGUCGCGCAAAAGCAGAUUGCUUGCAGUGUUCACAGCACCUUACGUUAACUCACAGACGGCUGUUUCUAGGAUUACGGGAAAAAUUACUAUGCGUUCGGUAAGGGAUCAGGUAAUAAUGCUGGCCAUCCAGGAGGAGCUCAGUCAAGAGAUCAAUGCGGAUAACACAGCCCGAGCCUUAGCCUGCACACGAGGGAAGGAGCGAGGAGCAAGAUUCUGUGGCCUUCUGCGAAUUGCAGAAACUGGCACUGGAAAUCGAAUAGCACAUACAGAUGUGCGAGGUUUCUCAAAUGUCGCUAUGGAUCGGGCAGAUCGUAUCGCGGCGGCAGCACGAGCUGCAAGUGUUUGCGAAUGCUGA